AUGGACGGCAAAGGUAGACGGAAGAUGAUGAUCAAAGGAGAAGAUGGGGGAGAGGGAGGGAGGGAACGAGUGGCGAACAAGGGGUGGAACAAGCAGACGCCAAAGCGAGGAAAAAGAAGCAGAAAGCAUGGGAGAAGAGAUGAAAGGGGCAUGGAUCGGAGGGAGAGGGAGAGGAAGAGGAAGAGGGAGAAGAAGAGGGAGAAGGAGAAGCAGAAGGAGAGGCAGAAGGAGAAGGAGAAGAAGAGGGAGAAGGAGAAGCAGAAGGAGAGGCAGAAGGAGAAGGAGAGGCAAAAGGAGAAGGAGAGGCAAAAGGAGAAGGAGAAGGAGAAGGAGAAGGAGAGAGGGAGAGAGAGAAGGAGAUGA
Molecule: messenger RNA, 363 nt
Organism: Monosiga brevicollis MX1
Lineage: Eukaryota; Choanoflagellata; Craspedida; Salpingoecidae
Exons: 1
Coding region: 1-363 (120 amino acids)
Source: RefSeq, a predicted model, not a curated record